AUGUCAUAUUCUAACACAAGCUCGCUUGAUAUUGUUAAUGAAAUAAGGUGGCAGUUAGUCGUAUUUGUUCGAUGCUGGUCUGCGAUUCUUUUUACUCUUGGUUUAGUGGGCCAUAUAUUGAAUAUCUAUGUAUUUACACGUCCUAUACUCUAUUCUAAUUCAUGCGGUCGAUACUUUUUCGCAUCGACAAUAACUGGCCUUUUGGUUGUAACUGAAUAUCUUUUAAUUCGUGCUCUUCAACUGGGUUAUAGUAUUGAUCUAAUGAGUACAUCAAUAGUUGCGUGCAAAAUUUUGGCGUUUAGUUUUAUUCCUAUAAGAACUUUGCCUUCGUGGUUUAUUGCCUUAGCCUGUCUUGACAGAUACUUAUGCAGUUCAACUUCUACAAAUUUGCGUCAAUGGUGCAAUACUCGCAAUGCUACUCGUCUCAUAUGGAUCGUGGUAUUAUUUAUGGCUGUUAUAAACAGUCAUAUGUUUGGUUUUUACACAAUUAUACCGGCAGAGCAAAUUUGUGACGCUACCCCAACUUCUUACGUGUUAUUUUACGGUAUUUGGAAUCUAAUAAUAUGGACAGUUAUUCCAAUUCCUUGUAUGAUUGUUUUUACUUUCCUUACAAUUCGAAAUAUUCAUCGAGGAAGAAAUAGAAUAGGGAUUGACGAUACACAAAAUGAUCGACAAUAUAUUCAAUUCAAGAAAGAACGACAGCUCAUCCGCAUGACAAUUGGUCAAGCAUUUUUACUUGGUUUACCAUCAGCGGUUAACUCAAUAACACAUCUCUAUAUUGCCCCGGCUGGUAUUAUAAUGGCAAACAAUGAUAUCGAAGAAGCGACCAUUACCAAUGCUUAUCAUAUCAUCGGUUUUGUUUCUCUAUUUGGUCCAAGUAUGAGUUUUUAUCUAUUUACAUUAUCAAGUAAAUUGUUUCGUAAACAAUUAAUAUUGUUAUUUCGAUGUGGCCUACCAGAGCAAACUCAGUCUCAAUUAACUAGAUCUGUACAAAACCAAUAA
This is a messenger RNA of Adineta ricciae, 1002 nucleotides long. The record is from the annotation of a GenBank genome assembly. NCBI's taxonomy places the organism in Eukaryota, Metazoa, Rotifera, Eurotatoria, Adinetida, Adinetidae.